This is a messenger RNA of Vigna unguiculata (cowpea), 1301 nucleotides long. Its product is annotated as 26S proteasome non-ATPase regulatory subunit 14 homolog. Gene Ontology annotation, molecular function: protein binding; metallopeptidase activity. Lineage: Eukaryota; Viridiplantae; Streptophyta; Magnoliopsida; Fabales; Fabaceae. The record is from RefSeq and is a predicted model, not a curated record.
CAUUAUAUUCGUCAAUGUUUUGUUGUUCAUGAGAAAGCAUUGAAAUAGUUCAAUCACCAUUCCUUAGCUCAUUGCUUCAAAUCCUCAGUCAAGCGCAUUCAAAACUCAAAUCCGAAUCAAAAUUUGGAAGUGAGAUUCGCGAUGGAGAGGCUUCAGCGAAUGUUCGCAGGUGCAGGUGGAGCGCUAGGGCACCCUCCCCCAGAUUCCCCAACUCUCGAUUCCUCCGAGCAGGUCUACAUCUCCUCUCUCGCGCUCCUCAAAAUGCUCAAGCACGGGAGGGCCGGGGUUCCCAUGGAGGUGAUGGGCUUGAUGCUGGGAGAGUUCGUGGACGAGUACACCGUUCGUGUAGUUGAUGUAUUUGCAAUGCCGCAGAGUGGCACUGGUGUUAGUGUUGAAGCCGUUGAUCACGUUUUUCAGACUAAUAUGCUUGAUAUGCUCAAGCAAACUGGACGACCAGAGAUGGUUGUCGGCUGGUACCAUUCGCAUCCUGGUUUCGGCUGUUGGCUCUCUGGUGUUGACAUCAAUACGCAACAGAGUUUUGAGGCUUUGAAUCAGCGUGCAGUGGCUGUGGUUGUAGAUCCAAUACAAAGUGUUAAAGGCAAAGUGGUGAUUGAUGCUUUUCGAUUGAUCAAUCCACAGACUAUGAUGCUUGGUCAAGAACCAAGGCAGACAACAUCCAAUCUGGGACAUCUGAAUAAACCAUCGAUUCAAGCAUUGAUCCAUGGGUUGAACCGGCAUUACUACUCCAUAGCCAUUAACUACAGGAAAAAUGAACUUGAAGAGAAGAUGUUGCUUAAUCUCCACAAGAAGAAAUGGACUGAUGGUUUGACACUUAGACAUUUUGAUACACAUUCCAAAACUAAUGAACAGACUGUACAGGAAAUGCUGAGCUUAGCUAUCAAAUAUAACAAGGCUGUUCAAGAGGAAGAUGAGCUGCCUCCAGAAAAGCUUGCAAUAGCUAAUGUGGGAAGACAAGAUGCAAAGAAGCACCUUGAAGAGCACGUCUCAAAUUUGAUGUCUUCCAACAUCGUUCAAACUCUCGGAAUGAUGCUUGAUACUGUUGUCUUCUAGAGUUGUUAUUUUGGACCUUCUGGUUUCUCUAGCAUGGUAAGGAUGCAAAUUGAGUUGUUAAAAUUCCUGUUUCCUAAUUCUUCUCAAACCAUAUUUGAAGACACUAGACAGAUAUAUUCUUUGGACGAGCUGAAAAGGUCAAGAAAGUAAAACUCAACACAUAGUUUGUGUGGGUGUCUCCCUAAGUAUUACUUCUUUAAUGUUUAUUGCCGGAUUUAUCUUCUAUAAAA